AUGGGCUCCGUAAUUGAAAACGUCCCCGACGCCUCCAUCAAGGAUGUCGUGAACGACAUCUUGUCGACCCAAGUUCCAGUUGCACAGGAACGGUCGAUCAAUCCGGCGUUGGCGGCGCGCAUUGCUGCUAGGCACACUCCAAAACAGAAGACGUGGCGGGAAGACCGGCCCGUCACGAUCAUCGUUAUUGGUGCUGGCAUUGGCGGCACAACUACAGCCGUGCUGCUAUCUCAAAAGGUUCCUAAUGCGACCAUCACGGUGUAUGACCGAUUGGACAAGAUUGGCGGCACAUGGGCAGCCAAUGUUUAUCCGGGCGUGCGGUGCGACGUGCCAUCGCACGUGUACCAGCUCAGCUUUGAGCCCAACCUGGACUGGUCCGAGUACUACCCCAAAGGCGCUGAGAUCCAGCAGUACUACGAGCGCGUGGUGGCCAAGUACGGCCUGGCAGAGCGGUUCCGGCUGGGCCACGAGGUAGUGCGGGCCAGCUGGCUGCCGGCGGCGUCGCAGUGGGCAGUCGAGGUGCGCAGUCUGGCCACGGGCUUAGUCUCGGUGGACACGGCCGACUUUCUGGUCAGCUCGCAGGGACGCAUCAGCGAGCCGAAGUGGCCGGCGAUCCCGGGCUUGGCCGAGGGUAUCUUUGGGGGCCGGACGGUACACUCGGCACGAUGGCCAGCAGACCUGGUGUGCGAAGGCAAGCGAGUGGCGGUGAUCGGAGCCGGUGCGAGCGGCCAGCAGGUGGUGUCGAACGUGUUGAGAUCGGCCGGCCACGUGGACCACUACGUGCGCACCAAGACGUACAUCUCCAGCUCGCUGGUCGGCGACUUUGACGAGGCCACGGCAGACGCACCCGGUGGCCAUGUCUACACGGACGAGGAGCGGAGGACCUUUCACGAAGAGCCGGGAGCCUACGUGAGCUUCCGGCGUGACCUCGAGCUGCGCAUGCAGCGCCGUCGGCUACAGGGUGCCAAUGUGAUAGACCACCCAGCCAACCUGCAGCUGCGUGAACGCGUGGUCGGACGCAUGCUCGAGCGCCUCGACGGCGACGACGCCUGGCUGCACCGCAUCACGCCUGACUACGUGUACGGUUGCAAGCGGCCGACGCCAUCACCGGGUUAUCUCGAGGCGCUCCGAGCGACGCCUGCGGUGCUCUCAUACAUCACCGACAGCAUCGUGUCCAUCGAUGCGACCGGCAUCGUCACUGCCGACGGCAUCCACCGUCCGGUCGACGUCAUCGUGGCCGCCACCGGCUUUGAGAACGGAUACACGACGCGCUUUCCGCUGAUCGGCCUCGACGGCGUCGACCUGCGCGAUCGAUGGGGACCCGACAGCCCUAUCGGCUACCCGGAGUCGUACCUCGGUGUCAUGGCCCCCGGCUACCCCAACUACUUCACCGUGCUGCAGGCUCAGGCCAACGCUCUCGGCGGCUCCGUCCCGCUGCAGGCUGAGAUCACGGCCACGUACAUUGGCAAGGCCAUCCGCAAGCUGCAGUCGCAGAGCUACAGUGCCCUUGAUCCGCGCCAGGAUGCCACCGAUGACUUCAACAACCUGAUUGACGGCUUCUUCGGCAACAAGACCAUCCAGGGCGAGUGCCGCAGUUGGAGCAAGAUCGGCUUCGGCAAGGGCCGCGUCGUGUUGGCUUGGCCCGGCAGCUUCCAGCAUCGCGUCCGAGCCCUGCGUGAUCCCCGCUGGGAGGACUUUCGCUUUGUCCGCCGCCCCGACGCUGCCGCCAACCGCUUCGAGCACUUUGGCAACGGCCUCACCGACGUCGACGAGAGCGACGACGACGUUUGCCUGACUAGCUACCUGCGCGAGUACGGAGAGCUGGACCCUCAGCGGCACCAUGAGUAUGCAGAGUAG
Molecule: messenger RNA, 1857 nt
Organism: Grosmannia clavigera kw1407
Lineage: Eukaryota; Fungi; Ascomycota; Sordariomycetes; Ophiostomatales; Ophiostomataceae
Product: flavin-binding monooxygenase
Exons: 4
Coding region: 1-1857 (618 amino acids)
Source: RefSeq, a predicted model, not a curated record